UUUAUCUAACCGAGCGCCCUCAUCUGGUCGAUCAGCCUACCAUGUACCAGCAUGCAACGCACUAGCAUUUUAGAAAAAAAACGUGUGAAACUUAACUGCACAUGGCGCAGCGGAUUGCAUUGGUAACUGGAGCCAACAAGGGCAUUGGUUUUGCCAUUGUGAGGGCGCUGUGCAAGCAGCUGGACAAUGGAAUCGUCUACCUGACUGCCAGGAACGAGGAGAGGGGGAGGGAGGCCGUGGCCAGACUCAAUCAGGAGGGGCUCCAGCCUAAGUAUCACCAGUUGGACGUUACGGACCGUGUCAGCGUGAAGAAGCUGAGAGAUUUCCUGAAGGAGACGCACGGCGGCUUGGAUGUACUGGUCAACAAUGCUGGAAUACCCUUCAAGAGGAGCUCUCCUGAUUCGUUUGGCACUCAGGCAUCCGUAGUCAUGGCAACCAACUUCACCGCCCUGUUAGAAGUGAGCAGAGCACUCAUUCCACUGGUUCGUUCCCACGGAAGAAUCGUCAACAUGGCCAGCACAGUUGGGCGGCAUGUCUACAGCGAGAUGAGUGAAGAGGUCAAAGGUCGUUUCCAGGCCAUCAAGACAGAGCAGGAUGUUGAGCUGCUCAUGAAGGAAUUUCUGGAACAUGCUAAUGCCGGGGAUCAUAUGAGGAAAGGCUGGCCCAACUCGGCCUAUGGCACAAGCAAGAUGGGGGUCAUUGCACUUACCCGGGUGCAAGCUGCUGACGUCACCAAGGACAAAACAAAGGAAGACGUUCUCCUUACAUGUUGUUGCCCAGGUUACGUGGCUACAGAUUUGACCGAUCAUAAGGGGCCCUUGACGGUUGAAGAAGGGGCUGUUACACCCGUCUUCUGCGCCCUGCUUCCGCCAGGCUCGAAAGACCUUAAUGGAAAGAUGCUUUACCAAAAGUCUGUUUUGGAUUUCUGGUAGCUCGAGAACUAGACUCACCUCCACUUGUAGAAAAACAGUGAACUAGAAGAAUAAUUUGAUUUCCAGUUUUUAUCACAAAAUGGACCACAAGCUCUCAAGAUACCUGGUAAUAAUUGUUGCAAAUUGUCUUCAUCAUGGACAAACUUUUAACCACCCCCAUGAUUUCCUCUUUGAAAGUAUCCUUGCCCAAAUUGAAAGAGGGUUGUCUUGUUGAACUGGUCCUCAAAGUUAACGUUAUUUCCUUCUUAAAGCUAGAAAUGGUGGUGAAAUUUAAUUUAUAUGUUACUUGUCAUGAGGUUUAAUUUAUGCAUUUAUGAAUUGGAAAUUGCUUGAACAUUUAAUAGAAGAGUUAUGGCGAGAUUUUUACCUGAAGAUGUAUCUUUAUACAAGUAAGCUGUUUUUUGAAGAUGUGUGAUAACAAGCAAAAUGCUUGAUAAUAUAAAUUUUUAGUGCAUUAAUUAGGUACAUUUUGCCACUUCGUUAAGAAGACAAGUGCCGUGAGGUAUGUGCUCAUGCAGCAUAUUACAGUGACAAAAAGCUUUACAUGGUAAUAAACCCUUUGAUAUUGAAAACA
Molecule: messenger RNA, 1506 nt
Organism: Acanthaster planci (crown-of-thorns starfish)
Lineage: Eukaryota; Metazoa; Echinodermata; Asteroidea; Valvatida; Acanthasteridae
Product: carbonyl reductase [NADPH] 3-like
Source: RefSeq, a predicted model, not a curated record